AUGAAAAGCGCUCACUCUGUGGCCGGAGUCCUGCUCCUCAUCGUGAUCCAAAGCAGCUGGCAGAUGCCUGACCAGAACACAGACCGAAACGCCAUUCUAUUGGCUGAAAAUUCCAUGCUGGCCGAACCCAUUGAGCUCCCAAACAUGAAGAGACAUUCGGAGGGAACAUUUUCCAACGACUACAGUAAAUAUCUGGAGACAAGAAGAGCACAAGACUUUGUCCAGUGGCUAAAGAACUCAAAAAGGACUGGGAGCCUGUUUAGACGCCAUGCAGACGGCACCUACACCAGUGAUGUGAGCUCGUACCUACAGGACCAAGCAGUCAAGGAGUUUGUGUCCUGGUUGAAGACUGGCAGAGGCAGAAGAGAGUAA
This is a messenger RNA of Cyclopterus lumpus (lumpfish), 372 nucleotides long. It is a transcript of the gene gcgb, whose product is annotated as glucagon b. The coding region runs from base 1 to 372 and encodes 123 amino acids. Lineage: Eukaryota; Metazoa; Chordata; Actinopteri; Perciformes; Cyclopteridae. Gene Ontology annotation, biological process: response to starvation. Gene Ontology annotation, molecular function: hormone activity; glucagon receptor binding. Gene Ontology annotation, cellular component: extracellular region. The transcript has 3 exons. The record is from RefSeq and is a predicted model, not a curated record.